Messenger RNA from Paralichthys olivaceus (Japanese flounder), 776 nucleotides. RefSeq names its product zona pellucida sperm-binding protein 3-like. The record is from RefSeq and is a predicted model, not a curated record. NCBI's taxonomy places the organism in Eukaryota, Metazoa, Chordata, Actinopteri, Pleuronectiformes, Paralichthyidae.
UCAGCUAAUUAGGCAGAGGGAGAAGUCACUUCCUUUGUCUGCCUCUGUGGUCAUACUUAAGAAAGCUGCCUUGUGUUUGGUUGUUUGCAGCAAUGGGUUCCAGCCAGCUAAUUGUGUUUGGUUUUGUGCUGACAUGUGGGAGGAUUAUUGAUGCUCGAUUUCUCAGUAUUAGAACACCAAACUACUGGGAGGUUGAGCCUGCAGCAGCAGAGCCUGAAAGGAAGAACUCCAGGUUGUCUGUUGAACAAGCUCUCAGGCUCCAGAUAGAGCAGACCCAGCCACUCUCCUGGAGGUUUCCAGAAGAUCCAGUGGAUCCUGUGAUCACACCUCCUGACAAGUUUGAACUGCGGCAGCCGGUGACGACCAACCGCGUUGCUGUGAGGUGUGGGGAAAAUAAACUACAGGUGGAAGUGAGUCAGGACCUGCUAGGCCUCGGCAUGUUGAUUAAACCUGAGGAGAUCAUGCUUGGUGGUUGUUCAGCCACUGAUGUUGACAACUUGUCUCAUGUGCUUGUCUUUGAAUCUGAGCUGCACGGCUGUGGCAGCACACUUGUGAUGACAGAGAAUGCCUUCAUUUACGCCUUCACAUUGGUCUACAACCCUAAAGUGUUGAGCAGAAGUGGCAUUAUACGGAGCCAGAGUGCGGUCAUCGGAGUAGAGUGCCACUACCCAAGGUGAAGAGAAAUCUGGCAGCAAAGUCCCCAUCAAGUUUACUGUGGGAAAAUGAAAUGAUCACCUGUUUACUGGCAAUUUACAAUAAAAAAAAAAAAGUGUGAA